AUGCCUUGUUCAGUUCUCUCCCCUACCCAACAACACUUGCUUUUCUCUGUUCAAAACAUUACACUUAACAAUCCAUUCCCAUAUAAAAAUAGAACCAAGAUUCACUUUCCUCAAAUAAAAACUCAGUCUUUAACCCAAAAAAACUGCAGUUUUUUUCUUGAUAAGGAUAUUAUCAAGAAAGAUGGUGGGUUUCAAUCCAUAUCUGAUUUCAGUCAUCUACUUACAUCUUUGGUUUUAGCAGAUGAGUUUGAGCUAGCCUUAAAACUAAGCUCAUCUUCUUAUGCAGCAUUGACAACAAAUGAAUACACAUACUCAAUUUGGGUCACUUUAUACUGCAAAAAUAAUGACCCUGAAACAGCCAAAUCCAUUUUAACACACAUGUUAAAAGAUGGGUUUCAACCCAAAGUUACCACUUUUACAACUCUGAUUAAUUCUUUUUGUAAAUGUGGGAAAUUAAAACAAGCUUAUGAGGUUUUUGAAGUUAUGGGUAAAAUUGGAUGUGAACCCACAAUUCAUACUUACAAUUGUUUGCUUAAAGGUCUUUGCUUUCUUGGUAGAGUAGAAGAAGCAUAUGAAUUGCUUUUGAAUAUCAAGAAAUCUAAGAAAAAACCUGAUCUUUAUACUUAUACUGCUGUUAUGGAUGGUUUUUGUAAGGUUGGUAGGUCUAAUGAGGCAUUUGAAUUGCUUGAUGAAGCUUUAGAAAUGGGGUUGACACCUAAUGUGGUUACUUAUAAUACUCUGUUUAAUGGGUAUUUUAAAGAAGGUAGACCUUUAGAUGGGAUUGUUUUGUUGAGUAAAAUGAAAGAAAAAAAUUGUGCGCCUGAUUAUGUUACUUAUAACACAUUGUUGCAUGGAUUGUUGAAAUGGGGUGAAAUUGGUGAUGCUUUAUCAAUUUAUAAAGAGAUGUUAAAUCUUGAACUUGAGGUCGAUGCGAGGAUGAUGAAUUCCUUGUUGAGGUUGUUAUGCAGGCGAUCGAGGAAAAAUAAAGAGUUAUUAGAAGAUGUAUAUGAAGUGUUUAUGAAAAUGCGGAGUCGUAGACUAGUUGUGGAUCCUGUUGGUUAUGAGUUGGUUGUUGAAGCGUUUUGUAGUGGUAAUAAGUUGGAUAAAGCUCUGGAGAAUUUGUAUGAGAUUGUUAGAAUUGGGUAUUCUCCUAAGGCUUUUACGUUCUCUAAUGUUAUUCGUGUACUUUGCUUGGAGGGAAAAAUUGACAAGGCAUUAUUAGUGUUUGUUCUUAUGGUGAAAGAUGGAAAAUCUCCUAGUAAAGUUCCAUUUAACUUGUUGAUCAAUGAGCUGAAUCAACAAGGAAUGCUAUUGAAUGCUCGUUACUUGUAUGGUUUAGCAUUGAAAUGUGGGGUGGUGGUGCCAAGAAAUAAACCUGCGGUAUACUUGGCUGGGGACAAGGUCUUCAACUCGGGGAAUGUAUAG
This is a messenger RNA of Lycium barbarum (goji berry), 1425 nucleotides long. Its product is annotated as pentatricopeptide repeat-containing protein At5g41170, mitochondrial-like. The record is from RefSeq and is a predicted model, not a curated record. The transcript has a single exon. Bases 1 to 1425 code for a protein of 474 amino acids. Gene Ontology annotation, molecular function: protein binding. Lineage: Eukaryota; Viridiplantae; Streptophyta; Magnoliopsida; Solanales; Solanaceae.